ACUAACUUUAUAGAAUUGUGUGGUUCAUGAUUUCAUCUCACUCUUCUCAGUCUUGAAUAUGAAAAUUAUACAUUUUAAUUUUAAAUGAUUUGAUCUAGAUCUAUAGAUUACAUAAGUCAUGAUAAGUGGUUAGAGCUCUAAUUAUGUUAGCAGAACAUUUAAAGUUUAAUAUAAAAUCUAGAUCCAUGGUUUUAUGGAUAGCUGUUUUAAUCACAGCAGUUGUUCAAAUUAAUCAUAUUAAUGGACAAAUUAGAGAUCACGGAGCUGGCGGAAAAGAUGAAAAUAAUAAACAAAAACAAUCAAUUUAAUGAUGGUGGAAAGCCCAACUUCGUAAUAUUGCUAAUGGAUGAUAUGGGUUGGGGUGAUCUUGGUGUUUUUGGUGAACCUAACAAAGAAACCCCAAAUUUAGAUCAGAUGGCAGCAGAAGGAAUGCUUUUUCCAGAUUUUUAUUCAGCCAAUCCUUUGUGCUCUCCUUCCAGGGCAGCUUUGUUGAGUGGACGUCUUCCCAUUAGAAAUGGCUUCUACACAAACAAUAUGCCAGGAAGAAAUGCCUACACUCCACAAAACAUUGUCGGAGGAAUUCCAGAUUAUGAAAUUCUUCUGCCAGAGCUACUACAACAAAAUGGCUAUCGCAAUAAAAUUAUUGGAAAAUGGCAUUUAGGUCAUCAGCCUCAUUAUCAUCCACUAAAGCAUGGAUUUGAUGAAUGGUUUGGUUCACCUAAUUGCCAUUUUGGUCCCUAUGAUGACAAGACCACCCCUAAUAUACCCAUUUACCGGGACGCUUACAUGAUUGGCAGAUAUUUUGAAGAUUUUGUCAUUGAUAUAAAAACAGGUGAAUCAAAUCUAACACAAAUGUAUAUUAAGGAAGCUACUGAUUUUAUUGAAAAACAAUCCAAAACUGGCCAGCCAUUUUUCUUAUACUGGGCUGUUGAUGCUACACAUGAGCCUCUGUAUGCAUCAUCUUCAUUUUUAGGUACCUCAAGGAGAGGAUUAUAUGGAGAUGCUGUCAGAGAGCUAGACUAUGGAGUGGGACAGAUAUUGAUGGCACUGUGGACUUUUGGUAUUGCCAAAAAUACUUUUGUGUUCUUUAGUUCUGACAACGGAGCUGCCACAUAUGCUAAAACACAAGGUGGCAGCAAUGGACCUUUUCUGUGCGGCAAAGAGACUACCUUUGAAGGUGGUAUGAGGGAGCCAUCUGUUGCCUGGUGGCCAGGCAUAGUUAGUAGUGGGCAGAUUUCUUUCCAGACUGGUUCAUUGAUGGAUUUGUUUAGUACUUUAUUGGAUCUAAGCAACAUUUCUCUUCCCGCUGAUAGGCCCAUAGAUGGCAUUAGUCUUAAAGAUGUUUUAUUAAAUGGGAAAACUAUUGAAAGACCUAUAUUUUAUUACCGUGGAGAUCUCCUGAUGGCUGUCAGAGUGGGACAAUAUAAGGCUCACUUGUGGACUUGGUCAAAUAGUUGGAGUGAGUUUAAAAAUGGUUCAGGGGUAGAUUUUUGUCCAGGUGAAAAUGUUGUGGAAGUUACUACCCAUGAUCAGAAAAAUCAUACAUUACAGCCCCUACUGUUUGACCUUGGAGCAGACCCAGGAGAGAAAUAUGUUAUCAAACCCACAAGUCCAGUUUAUCAGAAGCACAUGCCAUCUAUUAUAAGUAUUGUGAAAGAACAUUUGGCCAAUCUAGUCCCUGGAGUCCCACAGUUAAACCUGUGUGAUGAUGCAGUAAUGAACUGGGCUCCACCUGGAUGUGAGAAACUUGGACGCUGCCUUCCGAUUCCAAAGUCUAAUCCUUCAAAGUGUGAUUGGCCGCACUAAAUUUUCUUUAUGUUGAAUUUUAUAGUGGAACCCUCUAAAUGGCAAACUGCAUAUUUGCAUAAUGUCUUUAAAUGCAUAAAAUAAAAUAUUCUCAAUCCUAGCAUAUAGUAAACUGUUCAGUUAAUUGCGUACUGGUUGACAGGUUCAUUGCAAAUUGGUCAAUUAAAAUUGUCUUUUGACAUUCACAUUAAAUUCCUAAACUAAUUUUUGACAUCAAAUCAUUGAAGUACCAAUAAAAACUUAACAUUUGAUUACUUGUUCAGUUUACUAUUAGGAUUUUAUUUUAUUAUAACAUGAAUAGUAGGAUUACACAUAAAAAGUUUUGUAUUAUGAUCCCAUUAGCAAAGCUUUUAAGAUUUUUUGUCAAACUAAAUUGCAAAAAUGAUAAGGUACAUUUAUGUAAAUAAUUGGUUAUAGUUUUUAUGGUUAUUGUUCUUAUUUGAUUGUAUAUUGGACUUUUGUAAAAAAAAAUGUUAAUGUGUUCUAAGAUUUCUGUUGACAUAGCAUGUUUAAUAAAAAAAAAAAAAUAAUUCACAAUAAUUUUUUAAAUUAAUUUUUUUAAUUCACUUGAAAUUGAAAUAUGUCUAUUAUUAAAAAUUAUGUGUAAAU
Molecule: messenger RNA, 2415 nt
Organism: Biomphalaria glabrata
Lineage: Eukaryota; Metazoa; Mollusca; Gastropoda; Planorbidae
Product: N-acetylgalactosamine-6-sulfatase-like
Exons: 14
Coding region: 241-1806 (521 amino acids)
Molecular function (GO): arylsulfatase activity
Source: RefSeq, a predicted model, not a curated record